Spea bombifrons (plains spadefoot toad) is the source of this 4647-nucleotide messenger RNA. It is a transcript of the gene WDR11, whose product is annotated as WD repeat domain 11. NCBI's taxonomy places the organism in Eukaryota, Metazoa, Chordata, Amphibia, Anura, Pelobatidae. The transcript has 29 exons. Gene Ontology annotation, cellular component: cytoplasm. Gene Ontology annotation, molecular function: protein binding. The record is from RefSeq and is a predicted model, not a curated record. The coding region runs from base 90 to 3728 and encodes 1212 amino acids.
GAAAUGUUGUGGAUUCUAUGGCAGCUUGCUUCGCGUUAGCUGCCUUGUAACAUCCAUCGGUGCUUCGUUAUCACUUCUGCAGCCCAACAAUGAUUCCGUUUACCGUAAACAUUAAGCUGUCCACUCGCACCCUUACAGGGGCCCUGACCCAGCACAACAAGGGGGCGCUGGACUGGGGUUGUCAAGGUCUCAUUGCAUACGGCUGUCAUUCCCUUGUCCUUGUGGUAGAUCCAAGCUCUGCACAGACCCUUCAAGUCUUAGAAAAGCACAAAGCCAAUGUGGUCAAGGUCAAAUGGGCCAGGGAGAAUUACCACCACAAUUUGGGAUCCCCAUACGCCCUGCGCUUGGCAUCUGCUGAUGCCAGUGGGAAAAUUGUUGUCUGGGAUGUUAUGUCGGGGACAACAAGAUGUGAAAUACAAGAGCAUUCAAAGCCCAUCCAUGACAUGCAGUGGCUCUGGAGCCAGGAUGCAUCUCGUGAUCUGCUCUUAGCUGUUCAUCCCCCCAACCUCAUUGUGCUCUGGAAUGCAGACACUGGCACCAAACUGUGGAAGAAAAGCUAUGCUGAAAACAUCCUGUCUUUUUCCUUCAAUCCUUUCCAGCCUUCUCAGCUUGCCUUGCUGACCAGCGAGGGGAUUGUGUUUGUGUCUGACUUUUCACCCUCCAAACCACCUACAAGCACCGGACGAAAAGUGUAUAUAUCCAGCCCCCAUGCCAGUCCGGCUCACUCCAAGCCAACUACUGCAACUGGUGCCAAGAAGGCACUCAACAAGGUUAAGGUUCUUAUCACUAAUGAGAAACCCAGUGCAGAGGCAGUGACACUUAAUGAGUGUUUGCAACUCUCAUAUUUGCCUUCCAAACGCAACCACAUGCUGUUACUUUACCCGCGGGAGAUCUUGAUCUUGGACCUGGAGGUCAACCAAACUGUUGGAGUGGUAGCCAUCGAGAGGACUGGUGUUCCUUUCUUGCAGGUCACCCCAUGCUUUCAAAGGGAUGUGCUUUUUUGUCUCCACGAGAAUGGCUGCAUCACCCUGCGUGUUGGAAGACAAAGCUGUGGCAGCUCAGGAGCACCAAACGAGGAGGCAGACUCUGAUGCUGUGCAGGAGAUGACUUAUGAUCUGCGCUGCCAGUGUGAUGCCAUCCGAGUCACAAAGACAGUGCGCCCAUACAGCAUAACAUGCAGUCCCAUCAAUGAGAAUGCAGUUGCCUUGGUGAUUAGUGAUGGUCGAGUGAUGAUAUGGGAGCUGAAGUCCAGUGUACUGGGGAGGAGGACACGAAAUGCUGGCACUGCCGCUUUAUACGCUCCACAUUCAUUCUGUGGGAAACCAGUGGGACCUCUUCAAAGAAAAGUCAAUGACCUUUCACUGGACAGUAUGAUUGCUGGGCAGAGCAUGCAGGCUGGUGACGCUCAGCUAUCUGGUUCCCUUCUUCAAGAAGUCCACCUGAAGUUUCUCCUUACUGGCCUCCUCUCUGGGCUACCCCAGCCACCGUUUGUGGUGAGAAUGUGUCCUCCACUAACUACCAAGAACAUUACACAGUACAAGCCCCUGCUGGCCAUAGGUACCAGUAAUGGCUCUGUCUUUGUCUACAACCUGACCAGUGGACUGCUGCACAAAGAGUUAAACAUACAUUCCUGUGAGGUCAGGGCCAUUGAAUGGACCAGCCUCACCAGUUUCCUCUCUUUUGCUACAUCUACUCCAAAUAACCUUGGUCUGGUGAGGAACGAGCUUCAGCUGGUGGACCUUCUCACAGGAAGGAGUCUACCGUUUAGAGGGGAGAGGGGUAAUGAUGAACAGCCCAUGGAGAUGAUUAAAGUGUCUCAUCUCAAGCAGUACCUAGCAGUUGUGUUUAAAGACAAACCAUUGGAAUUAUGGGAUAUUCGGACCUGCACUCUGCUCCGUGAGAUGUCUAAAAGCUUUCCAACGGUGACAGCUCUGGAAUGGUCCCCAUCUCACAACUUGAAGAGUCUCAGGAAGAAACAGAUGGCAGCCCGUGAGGCAAUGGCUCGUCAGACUGUCUCCUCAGACACAGAGCUGAACAGCGUAGAGUCUUCAGUUAUUAGUCUGUUACAGGAGGCUGAGAGCAAAUCCGAGAUAAGCCAGAAUAUCUCUGCGCGAGAGCACUUUGUGUUCACGGACACGGAUGGCCAAGUUUAUCACCUGACUGUGGAAGGGAACUCUGUUAAAGACAGUGCCAGGAUCCCACCCGAUGGAAGCAUGGGCAGUAUUUCCUGUAUCGCCUGGAAGGGAGACAACCUGGUCCUGGGAGACGUGGAUGGAAAUUUAAACUUCUGGGAUUUAAAAGGCCGCGUCUCCAGAGGAGUUCCUACUCACAGAAACUGGGUAAGGAAGAUCCGUUUUGCCCCAGGGAAAGGCAACCAGAAGCUGAUAGUCUUGUACAAUGAUGGCGCUGAAGUGUGGGACACUAAGGAGAUUCAGAUGGUGAGUAGCCUACGCACCGGGAGAAAUGUGAAUUACCGCGUCCUGGACGUUGAUUGGUGCUCGUCUGAUAAAGUGGUCCUAGCCUGUGAUGACGGCUGCAUCCGAGUGCUGGAGAUGUCCAUGAAAUCGUCCUGCUUUCGAAUGGAUGAACAGGAACUCAUUGAUCCAGUCUGGUGUCCAUACCUGCUACUCCCAAGGGCAUCUUUAGUGCUCAAAGCUUUCCUUCUUCACCAGCCUUGGAGUGACAAAUGUUCUUUGGAUAUUACUAAUGUUGAUUAUCCAGAGCAUGAUGACAUGAAGAUCUUAAUCCAGGAGCAGAUCAAUUCUUUGUCCAAUGAUGUCAAAGAGUUGCUUCUGGACCCCGAGUUUACCCUCUUGCAAAGGUGUCUGCUAGUGGCAAGAUUAUACGGAGAUGAGUCUGAUCUGCAUUUUUGGACUGUGGCAUCUCAUUACCUGCAAGUGUUCCAACAAAAGGCAUCAAACACCAGUAUCUCAGCAAACCCCUUGGAUAUUUGUUAUGAUCUUCUGUGUGAGAAUGUUUACUUUCAGAAAUUCCAGCUGGACAGAGUUUGUCUCCAAGAAGCAAAACGUUCCAGCUAUGAACACACCAGAAAAUGCGCUGACCAGCUUCUCCUCCUAGGACAGACAGAUCGAGCAGUUCAGCUUCUGCUGGAAACAAGUGCUGACAACCCACAUUAUUACUGUGACUCCUUGAAGGCUUGCUUGGUCACUACUGUCACAUCCUCUGGACCUUCCCAGAGCACCAUCAAACUGGUGGCAACCAACAUGAUAGCCAAUGGGAAACUGGCAGAGGGGGUUCAGCUUCUGUGUCUGAUAGACAAAGCUGCAGAUGCCUGCCGUUACCUGCAGACAUAUAAUGAGUGGAACCAUGCAGCCUGGCUGGCUAAGGUGCGGCUAAACUCAGAAGAGUGUACAGAGGUCCUCAAACGAUGGGUGGACCACCUCUGCUCCCCACAGAUUAAUCAGAAAUACAAAGCAAUCCUUGUUCUCCUUUCUCUAGGCUGCUUUCAAAGAGUCAUUGAGAUGCUACAUAGCAUGAGGUGUUUUGACCGUGCUGCCUUGUUUCUGGAAGCCUGUCUGCGCUGCUCAGCAAUGGAAAUUGGUGAUGAAACGAAUAAACUUAUCUCCGCUGUGUAUGCAGACUACGCGCGCAACCUGCGUGCAUUGGGAUUCUCACAAGGAGCCUUGCGGUUUGCUCUGAAGGCAGGCGAUGCUGGCUUAGAGUUGGUGACUGAGCUUCAGAAUCUAAAGGUGGCAGAAGAGAAAUAAGCAAUGCCCAUUAUAAGACUUUCAACACCAGGAUUUGGUCAUGUCGUAGUGGGGAAUUAAUGAUGACAAGUCGUAUAUGUGUCUCCCACCAUCUCAUAUUGUCAUGUUUAUCCCACUAGGUGGUGAAAGAUGGACCAAUCCAAUAUACUUUACUCUGUACAUUACACAGGGAUUGCACACCCAAUGCCACUCGGUUUUAAUUGUAACUUUGAUCUGGUUGUGACCAAAUAUCCCAUACCCAUAUAUUCAACAACUGUUAAGGCGCAUACUAUUCCUCCUACAACAAUAUGGGGAAAUUGAUCCAAUAUUUUAACUAAAUCUAGAUCCCCAGAUGUAAUUUGGCUUGCAGUUCAUGCAUUUAGGUCCAAGACGAGUAUGCCCAACAGUGUAGGCUCUCUUUUCUCCUUUGCUGAGUACAGGUGGCCUUUCAUUGGUACUGGUAAUAAAAACAGGUCCGCAUUGAUCCGCCUGUGCUCAUCUGAGCAGAUCUAGAAAAUCAGCCUUUUGAGGGCAUUUGAGGAACUUGAUUUGUUCAAAAUACAUGUUUCUUUUUUUUCUUACGAAAUGAUUCUAAUCAGAAUACUAAUGGCUCUUAAAAUGCAGCUUGGUAGAACAUUUACCACUAGUGCUUAUAGUAUUUUACAGAUGUUGCAAAGUCGUGAUUUUUUUGUAAUUAUUUAAUGGGAUUUGUCUGUGUGCUUGUUUAUUUUUCUAUUUAUUUGUUUCUGCCCUGAUUAUUCAAGAUCAACUUUAAAGGCAUCCAAGGUGUCUUCUCAGCCUCCUGUAGUGACCAAAUGAUACUUGUAAAACAGAGGUUUUUGUGUUUGUUUUUAAAAACUGCACUUUAAUGUUACAUGCAUAAUACAGGAUACAUGAACUGGAAAGGUCCCAGUAUUAAAUGGAUGCUGUGUUAUUGUGA